ACGACCUCUGUAGCUUCUGGCACAGGGGCGGCACUAACAAGUUACGGGAGGUUGAUACGUCAGAACAACUGUGUCUGUGAAAAAGUGAGCUGAAGGGAGUGAUUAGGCGAGAGAGCGUGAAAGAAGAGAGACGAGCUCGUUGCGCUCACAUGAAGGGAAGCGCGAGACAUUUCAGAGCCAGUUGUGGCAAGCGGUUGAGUCAGUGCGCUUCAGCACCACUCCCGUCAAAGCGGGAUCUGCCUUCUCACACAACCUCUCAGACGGCUGCCACUCUGAUUGACUUGACUUGGGGAACAACAAAGCUGUGGAUGCCAUCACCAAAGGUCUUUCACUACCCAAAAGUGGGGAGCAGUCCAUGGACCUAAGUGUCUCCCAGAGGCUGGUUCAUCCAGGCAGAGAUUCGGCUAUGCUGGCUCCCCACCGUCCCUUAUUCCUGGGACCCUUUACCUCUCAGCACUGCUCCCAGUUUUCAUACCAACAGUUGCAGUAUAACACUGAACAAAGGCAAAGAGAGAUGGAGGCUGAGAAACAAGAAGAGCUACAACAGUUAAUACGAAAGAGUAAAAAUGAACAAAGUGCUGUAGCCAGUCCACUGGUGAGGCAGAAACUCAGAGAGCACAUCAUUAUGAAGAGCCAGCCCACCCCAAAACACAGCAGUCCUACACCAGGAUACGGGCACCCACUUCCAGACAUGUCCCCAAAGUCUCAGCCGUCACCCAGUGACAUCCAGUGUAAAGAACUGCGGCGAACAGUGUCUGAGCCAACAUUGAAGUGGAAGUUAAAGAAGCUCAUCAGCACAAGACCAAACCCGUUGCAGAGGAAGAGGAGUGCCCCUCCUGCCGUCAAGCACAGGACAGAAACGCUUGACUCUUCUCCCAGCAGCACCCCAGCAUCAGAUUGCAGCUCUCCUAACGACAGCCUCCAUUCAGACAAUGGAGCCCUCCCACUUUCUCAUGAGGCACAAAGGCUUCUGCUGAAGGAUGGUCGAUUGGCCAAUUUCACGCUGCCCACCAGCCCAACUGCCAGGCCCAACAUCACUGCAGGACUUCCUGCACAGGUUGACAUGCGAGUAGCCAGGACUCUGGUAGUAUCCGCUCUGCCUCAAGUCUACUUACCUCCCGACGGAGGUUUUCCAGCCCAGGCUCACGGCCUGCAGCCUGUACUUAUACUGGAACCACACACUGGGCUUGUACACUCGCAACUCAUCUCCUAUCAAGGUUUGAGCCCUCCACUUCUGCAACAGCGACCUCACCUGGCCUCCCCAACAAGAAGAGAAGGCCUCACCACCUUUUCGUCCCACAAACCCUUGGAGCGAACACGCUCUGAACCUCCGCCCUACAGCCACUCGGCCCUUCCUCUGCAUGCCAGCCUGCACUGUCACACUCAGCACCAGCUGCCUCAGCAGUGCCACAAGAGUGGGACGGAUAGGUUUAAGUUGAAUUCCCUCCUGAGCAAGAUCCCGUCAGAGGACAUGGACCUGGAGGAUAUUGGAUCCGAGUCUGGAUCCAUGUGCGGCUCUGAACCGGGCUCGGUUUGUGAGGACAGCUAUCGCAGGAGACAAAGUUCUGCCAGCACAGACUCCGUUUAUGACACUGAGUCCACUACCUCCUCACGGGAAAGCCUGAUUGAGACCUCGCAUUCCGUCAGUCAGAGGCACUUGGUCCAUCGAGCAGGAUUCCACAUGGACUCGCCUAAUGCGCCUAUCCUUAUGUGGCCUCACCAACCUUUGGUCCGAACGCAGUCCUCCCCUGCCUCGACCUCCCUGCCUCCCCUUCAGAAUGCAUCCUCAACUAUCCCCGUUCCUCUGUCCAGUCCUACUACAGAUGUCAAGCUCCGCUUCACCACUGGUGUCGUUUACGAUACGCAGAUGCAAAAGCACCGGUGCACCUGUGGCGACAACAGCUGCCACCCCGAGCAUCCUGGGAGAAUCCAGAGCAUUUGGUCCCGACUUCAAGAAAGAGGCCUGUGGAGCCAUUGUGAGCAUAUCCGAAGUAGGAAGGCCACUUUAGAAGAGCUGCAGUCAGUCCAUUCAGAAAAACACGUGCUUCGGUACGGCACCAACCCUCUGCACCGCCUCAAGCUAGACAACCCCAAGUUGGCUCGAAUCUUGACUCAACGUAUAUUUGUUAUGUUACCAUGUGGAGGAGUAGGGGUUGAUAAUGACACAGUCUGGAACGAGCUUCACACGGCAGCGGCUUCUCGUAUUGCGGCCGGCUGUGUCAUCGACCUGGCACUGAAGGUGGCACAAGGAGAGCUAAAGAAUGGAUUUGCAGUGGUGAGGCCGCCCGGGCACCAUGCCACACACUCCUCCCCUCUGGGUUUUUGUUUCUUCAAUUCAGUGGCCAUCACUGCCAAGCAACUACAACAGAAACUCAAUGUUGGCAAAAUCCUAAUUGUGGACUGGGAUGUUCACCAUGGCAAUGGCACCCAGGAAGCCUUCUACAAUGACCCAAGUGUCCUGUAUAUCUCGCUACAUCGCUACGAUAACGGCAACUUCUUCCCUGGUGGUGGGCAUCCCAACGAGGUUGGUGCAGGGGCGGGCGAGGGUUUCAACGUGAACAUUGGAUGGACAGGCGGUUUGAAACCUCCCAUGGGUGAUGCCGAGUAUCUGGCUGCAUUCAGAGCCGUGGUGAUGCCCAUCGCCCACCAGUUCUCCCCAGACAUGGUGCUGGUUUCGGCGGGAUUUGAUGCAGUCGAAGGCCAUUCGCCGCCAAUGGGUGGCUACAAGGUCACAGCCAAGUGUUUUGGGUUCCUUACUCGACAGCUGAUGUCACUAGCCGGGGGUCGUGUGGUUCUGGCUCUGGAGGGGGGACAAGACCUCAAGGCCAUCUGUGAUGCCUCUGAAGCCUGCGUCAGCGCCUUGCUGGGAAUGGAGGUGGAGCCUUUGUCACAGUCCGUGUUGGACCAAAAGCCUUGCGAUAAUGCCAUGCAGUCACUACUGAGUGUCAUCCAGGUUCAAGGUGACUACUGGCAGAGCGUGAAGGACUCGGCCGCCACCGUGGAGUUGUCCUACCUGCAGGCCCAGAGGCGGUGGUUGAGGCGAGACUCAGACAGCGAGGCCGUUGACGCCAUUGCCUCUCUGUCUAUGGGAGCCGGCGCCUCUGACAGGAAAAAUGUAGAAAAAAGGCCAGAGAAAAAUCAUUCCACAUGAAGAGGGAAUCUCCGGAAGCAGACGACCUUCUCACGUUCCUUAAUGGAAGCAUACCCACAUAACCACACACACACAGACACACACACACACACGCAAAUGUGCCUGUGAAGGAGAGCAGACAUCCCCUUCUGAUGACUAACCAAAAGAAAUGAUCAUUUUGCACUAUAUACUGAACUAUGUUGAAUUUUGGGCCUGUUUGUGCUCAGAUAUUCAGGCGUAUGUGAAAUUUUUUUGGGGGGGUAAAGUCCGGCCACAGUGAUUUUUUUUAUUUUUAUUUUAUUUAAUUUUUUUCUUCUCGCUUGGCCUGGAUGUAGUGCUUUUGACCAAGCCCACCGUCAUCGCAUCAUAACCCACACGAGACAAGCCUCAUUGCAGCGUGACCAAUAGAAGAUGAUUGAUGUCAUGUUGUCAGGAGUCCAGAGUGCACGCACCCUCAGAGACGGGGGGGACGCUUCAACUUGAUGGUGUCAAGUAGAACUGUGUUAUUUUUUUUGGGGGGGGCAUUUUUUUGUACCUGUGGAUGAGCAUUCCUGCUGUAUUUUUAAAUAAGUACUUAAUACCUGUUGUAUGUCUUCACUAACAAUGGCACUGCCACAGAAGGCCUUUGUGUAUCAGCUGACUCAUGAUUGAGCACAUUUAUUACAACAAUGUGCCGUCGAUGGACUGGCAUGGCUACAAGAAGUUUGUGAAUGUUGUUUUCUGAGCAUCACCAAAGCGUCAAAAGCAAUUCCCAUCUCAAAGAAAAUACUUUUUAUUUUUUUAUUUAUGUUUUCGCAUUCUUUGAGACGCACUUGUGUGUGACAGGGCGGUGAAUUUUUGUUGGAUUUUUAAAUACAUUGUGUGUGCUCUUUUUCAUGUUGUUCAUGCGUCCAGAAAGCUGUCAAGCCGUCAGUCAUGUGCUGACAAUGUGAAAACCAACAACAACGAGCUGGUCGAACAAUCCAUUCUGUUGGAGUUGUAGCCAAGUUUUCAUUGAACAUAUCUCAUUACUCACUUGUCUUAAUGAAAGCUUAUUUUUUUUAUUAUGAUGAAGAGAAACUGCCCCAUGUGCUUACUUAAAGAGACCAAAUGGUGAAAUGAAGUUUCUGACCAAGUUACGUGAAGGUCAAUUUGUUAUCAUGCUUUUUCGAUUGUCUGUUUUUAACAUUUAUACUGUAUAAAAAAAAAGAAUCAAUUAUAUUCAUCUGAAAAAUC
Messenger RNA from Phyllopteryx taeniolatus (common seadragon), 4345 nucleotides. Its product is annotated as histone deacetylase 7-like. Gene Ontology annotation, molecular function: histone deacetylase activity. Lineage: Eukaryota; Metazoa; Chordata; Actinopteri; Syngnathiformes; Syngnathidae. The record is from RefSeq and is a predicted model, not a curated record. Gene Ontology annotation, cellular component: histone deacetylase complex. Bases 356 to 3151 code for a protein of 931 amino acids. Gene Ontology annotation, biological process: negative regulation of transcription by RNA polymerase II; chromatin organization. The transcript has 25 exons.